Molecule: messenger RNA, 1903 nt
Organism: Chenopodium quinoa (quinoa)
Lineage: Eukaryota; Viridiplantae; Streptophyta; Magnoliopsida; Caryophyllales; Amaranthaceae
Product: protein PAIR1
Exons: 12
Coding region: 276-1454 (392 amino acids)
Biological process (GO): embryo sac development; chromosome organization involved in meiotic cell cycle; meiotic DNA double-strand break formation
Cellular component (GO): nucleus
Source: RefSeq, a predicted model, not a curated record
UUAUUUUCGGACCAGUGAGUACAUUUUUGCACAUAAAAGCCCUAAAAUAUACGAGUAGUCCAAAUUUCAGGCCCAAAUGUAUUCUCAGUUAUAAUACAAAACCGUUGCUAAUUCCCGCCCUCAAAACAAUCCCUAUAUAAACACUUCAACUUUCCCCAAUUUCUCUCUCCUUCUAUUUGCUGCUAAUUACUUCUUCAGUCUAUCUUCUCUUUCUCUCUCUUUCAAAUCAAAUUCCAGAAAUUCUUCCAAACAUUUUCGAUUCAACUUCGGAUUAGAUGAAGCUAAAGAUCAACAAAGCUUGUGAUCUCAAUUCUAUCUCUGUUCUUCCUCCUCAUUCCAGGAGAUCGAGUAUGAUGCAGCAACCGAGGUCGCAGCCGUCGCAACAAUCGUUCUCGCAAGGUUUUUCGUCGCAACAGAACGGAAUUUUCUCUCAAAUCUCUCAGAACUCUGUCGACGAGGUUUUAACGGACAAUCAGAGAUUCAGUUCACAAGAGAAGGAUCAUUCUGUAAGAAGACUUUCUUGUCUCGCCCCCACAGCAUACCCUCGGGAAGAAAGCCAGAUGCCACUCUCCAGAAAUUCCUCUAGUUUGACACGUAGGUGGAACUCUACUACUGUACCAGAACAUAAAUGUCAGCUAAGUGAUGAACUUGAACACAAAAUCUCUAUGAUGGAUACAUCUCUGAACAGAUUAGGGAUGAUCUUAGAUUCUGUUCAGGCUGAUAUUAUGCAAGUGAACAAGGGGACAAAAGAGUUAUCCCUUGAAGUGGAAGGCAUACGCCAAAAAUCAAUUGCUCAUCAUGAUUCCCUCCAUCUGCUGAAUCGAACACAAGAAGAGAUGAAAACUAGCCUGGAAUCAAUCAGCAAUCAACUGCUUACUAUUAUGCAGAAGGACAAGAACCAAGAGGUUAUGAUGGCAGUUUCAAAUCUGCAGGAGAAAAUUGACUUAAAUUAUCAGAAACAGAGUGAUGAACUGUCUAAAUGCUUAUCUAGAGACCUGCAGGAAAUCAUGUCCAGCCUUAAGACCUUACAUCAAAAGAAUGCGCCCUUUUCCAUUCUUCCACCAAAGAUGUCUGGUGUUAGUUCUUCAUCACAGAAGCCGAUUUUAACAAGGGAAGCUGAGCCCCUUAAAGUAUUCAAACCGUCACAUCUUGCUCCAAAGAUAGAAAUGGGAAGGUGGACCGCUGUCAAACCAGAGCAAACUGCUCAAUCAAAUCGAUAUGGGAAUUCUUGCAAUAAUCCGAAACAAAGAUCUUCCAUGGAUAGGGAACAGAAAAUUAUUAUUGACUUAGACGAUGAGACUGAUGGCGCUUUUUCUUGCUUGAUAGUUGAAAAGGAAUCAGAUAGACAUUUUAUGGUGGGAUUGGAGGAAGACACUGCACGAAUCCUUAGAGAAGCCAGAAGAAGAAAGAGAAAGCGGGAUAGUAAAAAAUUAUUUGCAACUCGCAGAAAGUGAAGAGCAUCAGAUGCCUCCUGAUCCUUUCUUAUAUUCAGCUCCUCAUUGGCCCACUCUCUUGUCCUUCUCGUUCUUGGUGGUUCACUACGUUACACUGACAGAGUGACAGUGUACCCAUGUACAUGCUUAAAGAUCUGUAAAAACAAUGGGAAACUUGAAGUUCCAUGAUGAAAUAUCCCAAAGAAUCCGAGACCAUUUUAUACUCUCAUCCAAAGUAUAUAGUUGCACAGUACAGGAGAAGAAUCAACUCAGGCUUCAAUUUUGGUGUUUGAAGUUGUAAUCUGAGUAGUUCUUUCAUGUAGCUGAUUCUAGGAAUUAUUCAGACUCCUCGCCCUUGCUAAUUACAAGGGUUUGAAAUUACUCGCGAUAUCUUUCGUUUGUUCCAUCUUUAUGGAUGCAACAGUGUAAACAAUAUUUUAUCAAUCCAGUAAUAUAUUAAAUCUUGUUUA